Messenger RNA from Bombus terrestris (buff-tailed bumblebee), 1641 nucleotides. RefSeq names its product CD63 antigen. Gene Ontology annotation, cellular component: membrane. Bases 165 to 869 code for a protein of 234 amino acids. The record is from RefSeq and is a predicted model, not a curated record. The transcript is spliced from 5 exons. NCBI's taxonomy places the organism in Eukaryota, Metazoa, Arthropoda, Insecta, Hymenoptera, Apidae.
UUGAACGCGAGACGUCAGUGUUGUAAGUGUUGCUGUUCUUGUUCGUGCCGUCCUUUAACCUAACCUGUUGAGCAUCUUUCUGCGUGUCUUCCAAAUCACUUCUGGUAUUUUAACGGAUUUAUUUUCUCGAAACAGAAGUUGCUGGAAAGAAAAAAGCUACGAAGAUGGGCUGCGGAAUAGGAAUGAUAAAAUACCUGCUUUUCAUAUUUAACUUCAUCUUUGCGAUAUGUGGAUUGGCUAUUUUAACUCUCGGCGUUAUUGUACAUCUGCAAGUAUCAGAAAUAACCGAUCACAUUGAUACCAAUCUUUUAUUCCCAUCGAUAACGUUGAUCGUUAUCGGCAGCAUAAUCUUCAUAAUAUCAUUUUUCGGAUGCUGUGGCGCCAUCCGGGAGAGUCAUUGCAUGACAAUUACCUUCGCAUCGUUCCUUUUGUUCAUCUUGAUCGUGCAAGUGGCAGUUGCUGUUUAUGUGUUUGUUGUUGUUAAAAACAACGAUGACAAGAUUAACAUCACAGAGAGCUACGACAAACUAUUUAACAAUUACAGUGUGGACAAAGACAGCAGAGAAGUGGUUGAUCUUGUGCAGAGUAGCUUGCAUUGCUGUGGUGUCCAUUCUUCGAAAGAUUUCAAUCUCCACAACCUCCCUAUUCCGCCAAGUUGCUGUGGCUUAGCAGAAGGGCAAACCUGCCCUUUAAAUGAUGUGUAUAAGGUAGGCUGUGUGAAUGAACUAAAGGAUGCGAUCUCCAAAGCUGGAACUAUACUUGGCAGUUUAGCUAUUGCUAUUGCCGGUGUUGAGUUGAUCGGAAUCAUAUUCGCACUUUGCUUGGCAAAUUCUAUACGGAACGCUGAACGCAGGGGCUACAGAGUGUAAGAGUUCAAAGAUAAAUGAAAGAAAUAUAUAUUAAAAACGAAAAGUAAUAUAAUUGGUAACACUACCAUUAAUAAUUUGAUCUUAAGUGACAGAAGUGCAGUUAUUCUAUGAAAACAAAUUUAAAUAUUUUUUUAAAUGGUAGAUCAAUGAAAACAAAGACAGGAAAAGUGCCUGUUUUUCUAAGUUGAAGCACGAUUUUUGUUUAAAUUUUGACCUUGGUAUGUAAUAUGAAAUGUGUAAACAUGUUAUUUAAUAUAUUUUUAAUUUUGGUACAUUUCUGUUAAAUUGGAUAUAUUUUUUUUAUGUGCGACAAAUAAAAUAAUUGUAAUAAUGAUAACCUGUCCUUAAUAAUAAUAAUUGGUGCAAAACGUUUCUAGAGAUUCGAUACAUUUCAUGUCUAUUCUUGUUUGCAUAACUUUUGUAUACAUUCACAUAUAUAUAAUAUAAUAUAACGUCUUUUGCACACAAUUAACAAAAAUUGUUAUUGAUGCACCAGAAUAUCAGAUCAUUUUUUAUAAUAUAAAAUUAAACAUUACGGAAUAUUCUGGUAAAACAAUAAGUUAAGUCACAUUGCAUUAUGUAGUUCUGCGACUAUCAUAGGAAAAUAUUUUUAUAAUGAUAUUUUAAAAAAUACAUAUGUAUUACACAGUGCUUUCAGAUGCUUUUAUAAAAUACUGUUUAUAUUGUUAUUUGUACAGCACACAUUCACUAUGUUUUUCAGAGGAUGUCGAAAUAUAUACUAUUUCUUGUAAUAAAAUUUAUUUGAUCCAAA